Messenger RNA from Fusarium graminearum PH-1, 1419 nucleotides. RefSeq lists its product as uncharacterized. Gene Ontology annotation, molecular function: protein binding; aspartic-type endopeptidase activity. Gene Ontology annotation, biological process: proteolysis. The record is from RefSeq and is a predicted model, not a curated record. Lineage: Eukaryota; Fungi; Ascomycota; Sordariomycetes; Hypocreales; Nectriaceae. Bases 1 to 1419 code for a protein of 472 amino acids. Gene Ontology annotation, cellular component: nucleus; cytoplasm. The transcript is spliced from 4 exons.
AUGAAGCUGUUCUUAGUAGCUCUACUGUCCGCUGCUCUCGAUGUUCCUGGAGAAGAGGGCUUCCAGCUCGUCAGCUAUCUGCUACGAAAAGGCGCCAAUCCGAAUAGCGUUUAUUCUUUUCAGACACCUUUGCGGAAGGCACUCCGGUUUCAGAGGACAGUCCUACAUGAGGACAUAACUCCACUUCAGCUAGCUGUUAGGAGUGAGAAUCUCGAUAUUGCUCGACAACUGUUGCAGGCAGGCGCAAAUCCUGAUGGCACAAUCGCGUGUGAGGGAGAAGAGUACGGGAUGGUGAAGGUGUUGCUCGAAGCAGGGGCAGGCGUUGAUACUCGAAAUAUCAUGCAGUCGACUGCGUUGCAGUGUGUAUGCGGCUCAGCAAAGAACGACGAAAACAAAAUGAAAACAGUCAAGCUACUCCUGGAAUGGGGAGCUGACGUAGAUGCCUCCCCGGGUCAGGAGAAUGGAAAGAGUUCCAUUGAAGCUGCUGCUGGAACCGGAGACAUCGACAUGGUCAAGCUGUUACUGCGAAAAGGCGCAACUUGCAACAACCCAACUCUUAUCUUGCAAGCAGCUUUUAGGUCUGGCUCUAUGGAAUUGGUCAAUUUCUUGCGUGACCACUUCUCAAAGGCAGGCCUAUUUGCAGUUGGUAAGGCCGAUAGUUGGAGCCAAUACCUCGAAACAGCCACGAAAUCUCGAAAUACCCAACUCGUCAACAUGAUUCUCAGUUUGUGUGUCGAUAAAAGCACAGGUCUCUUUGAGAAACACGUUAUUGAUGCCAUGGAGGUUGCUGCUGACCGCGGAUAUAGCACAAUGUUAUAUUCCCUACUCAUGCCCAGCAUUAACCCCAGUGCCGACGGGAGGGCCUGCCGCAUCCUGAGCAAAUCUAUUAGCGAGCCACUUGGAACUUGGGAACAGUAUGCCAAAUGCUUCACUUUGUUAAUGGACAAGUUCACGGCUUUGGGGCUUGAUCUGGAUAAACCUCUUCCCGGCGAUGCGACGCCUCUCUGCAUAGCAAUUGCUCAUGUGAAAGCAGAAUCCAACGCGGGGAUUCUGGCCCGAGUUAUUGCAGAAACAUGCGAAAACGGCAUCACUAUUAGAUGGGAUGCUCUUGCGCCGGUAGUUUCCUUGUUACUCGAUGCUGGCGCUGAUGUCAAUGCAAUUCCGACAGAAAAUUACCCCAUGACGGCUCUUCAGUAUGCUAUAAAUGCCAACUACAAGGAGCUUAUCACUAUACUUUUAAAUGCAGGGGCUGAUAUCUACGCACAUGCCUUUUGGAAGGGAGGAAAAACCACCCUUCAGGCAGCUUGUUAUGGUGGUAACCUUGAGCUGGUUCAAAGCCUUGUUGUACAGGGUGUAAAUAUAAAUGCCCAGCCAGCCUUGCACUAUGGUGCAACAGCACUUCAGUUUGCAGCAAUGUAG